AUGGAUGGCAGUAAAAAGUGUGCAAUGGAAAGUGCAAAAAAGCAGAAAAUAUCCGAAACAGACGAAGAGUGCGCAGAAUUUAUGAAAAAGUUCAACUUUAGCUUGUAUGAAGGACAGAAGCAGUUUGUGAAAGACGCGGUCAGAAUAAUAAACAGAAAUGGUCUUGCAGCUCUUGAAAGCCCAACUGGCACGGGAAAAACUCGCUCCAUUCUUCUGGCCGCAAUGUACUACACAAAAAACAGCUAUUUUCUCCCAGAAGGCAUAUCCCAGGAGAACAUGGCUCUACUGAGAGAUCUGUACAGCAAAAGCACCAAGCACGUGGUCUAUGCAUGCCGAACACACAGCCAGCUUGAGCAGGUUAUUUCAGAGCUGAAAUAUUUGAACAAAAUGGGAAAUAUGAGCGUAAAAGGAGUGGUUCUUGGCUCAAGGAAACAAACAUGCAUCAAUCCCAGAGUCAACACAUCAAAAGACAUAAACAAUCUGUGCCGUCUCCUCGUUAAAGACAAAAAGUGUGUAUAUUACAACAAUCUUAAAAAGCCAGUGGAGAGCAAAAAAACAGAAAUAUCGAUAGAAAAAGCCGUAGCACUGGGAAAGGAGUGCGGUGUGUGUCCCUACUUCUACCUGAAGAAACAGGCAGCAAGUGCUUCUAUUAUCAUUCUCCCGUACUCUCUACUGCUAAAACGAGACUUCUUCAAAGAGAUAGGGAUAAACAAGGCUGAAACUGUGCUGGUCAUAGAUGAAGCACAUAAUCUAUACAAUGCCGUGCUAGAAGAGUACACUGUGCAAAUUCUGUAUGCUGAUGUGGAAAAGAUGCUUCCUUUCUACAGGAGUUAUAUGGAUAAGGCGAGCGGUUUGUUUAAAACUGAGCUGCUAGAACUGUACAUGUUUAUUGAAGGAUUGUGUGGAUACAUUGAGAAAACAAAAAAGGAAAUAGAAAUAAGCUCAGAAAGUAAGAGCGUAAAAGAAAAAAGCAAAAUACUCAAUGUAAAUAAAUUUCUGCUAGAAUGCGAGAUAGAUCACAUCAAUCUACUAGAUACAGCAGAAACACUGAACAAAUACACACUGGCCAGCCGCAUAUUCCCAAUACGAAGUGAAAAUGUGCAAAAUGAAAAUGAAGACACUCUCAACCGUAUAGGGAAAUUGUGCAAACUGUUGGGAGAGUGCGAGAGAAACAGCUACAUUGUGAUGGACGGAGCAGCAAUUUCUUUCAAGAACAUAUACCCCGCAGAGUAUCUGACAUACCUAGAAGACAUAAAGAGCAUCAUCACAGUUGGAGGGACGCUUUACCCUUGCACAGACAUAAAGCUUUUGUUUGACAGAGAGGUAGUCCAAAAGUCCUAUCCAGCGGUGUGCAAAAAUAUAAAAGUGGAUAUUUGCACAGACUAUCUAUUUACAUACAGCGACAGAACAGAAAAACUUUUGCAUGCAUACGAUCUGGCAAAAACAUACCUCAAAAGCAUAUCCAAUGGAGGCGUGCUAGUUUUUGUGCAGUCAAAAGACGCAAUGUCAAGGCUAAAAGAAGAACUUAAUAAAAGAGCAGAAAGAGAGGAUGUGCCAACAGAAAGCGUGUUGUUUGAGGGUGAUAUGCCACUAGAACACUAUAAAAAAGUCAUAGACAGCGAAAGAAAAGCCAUCAUGUUCUGUGUCAUGGGAGGUAAUUUCAGCGAAGGAAUCAACUUCGGAGACGAUCUUUGUCGGAUACUGAUUGUGUGCGGAAUUCCACUGCCAAAGCCAACGAAUGAAACAGCGCUCAUAGAAAAGCACAGAGGAUCAGAGUACUACAUUGAAAAGGGCAUGCAAACAGUAAAUCAGACCAUAGGAAGAGCUGUCCGCAGCAAAAAUGACUACAGCUAUGUCGUAUUGCUUGAUAAAAGAUUUGUAAAAUACAAAACAAAACUGUCUCCAUGGCUGCAGCCACACAUAAACAUUACAAACAGCAGAAAUACCCUGGAAGACAUACCUGCGCAGCUUAGAAGAUGGAAUCUAGAAAACAAAGAACAAAGAUCCAGAGAGUAA
Nematocida minor is the source of this 2016-nucleotide messenger RNA. Its product is annotated as chromosome transmission fidelity protein 1. The transcript has a single exon. Bases 1 to 2016 code for a protein of 671 amino acids. The record is from RefSeq and is a predicted model, not a curated record. Gene Ontology annotation, molecular function: DNA binding; ATP binding; DNA helicase activity. Lineage: Eukaryota; Fungi; Microsporidia. Gene Ontology annotation, biological process: nucleobase-containing compound metabolic process.